GUUGCUGGUUUGCCGACAUUUUGACGAAGCAGCGGAACGUGCGACAGCGGCGCUUAGGAGGUCGAAAGAAGCAGAGGGACGGUCUAAUCAGGUGUUGCCUUGUGACAGUGACAACCUAGAAAGCCAUGGAGAAGGAGGAGGGGGAGGAGGGGGAGGGGGAGGGGGAGCGAUCUUGGAGGCAUUCUCUCACGACAUUAAGGGAGAGGUACAGGUGGAAGGGGGAGCAUGUGGUAUUUCCAGGACGAGAGUGGCAAAAGUGGCCGAGUGUGAGGAGAACGGAAGGGACGUGGUGGACGGGGAACUGAGCGCGCUUGAAAGGUCUGCAGGGAUGGUGAUUAUUCAAGCUCAUCAUGAGUCAGGAAGGGAUAACAAGUCGGUUGAAGCGAUGAGGGGUGCUUUCACAAGCCUGCAGCGAGUCCCACAGGAGGUCAUCUUUGCAUGGUACGCUUAUUUAUCGUAUCUCCACUGUCCAUAUCAUUUGGUUGAUUGGGUUGAUUGGCAUAUGGAGACUGUGAAAGGUAAUGGAUGGGUCAGGCUAUGGGUGAUGGCAAGCGAUCGUCUCUCUUUUCCAGUUGUCUUCUCUUUGAUUCAAAUGUAGAUGCCUUUUGCUUUCUUUCCGUGCCUUCUUUAUUUUUGUUUUUAUUUUUUUUAUGAAGGUUCAGGGUGUAGUAGAGGGUGGUGGCCAGGCCUCAGGAGGUGCCCGUAGUAUUCAUCGAUUGGGAGGUCAGAUGGAUUGUGAGGACCCAGGGGGAGUCACCUCAGGAUGGCACCAUGGUACCAUGACCUAUUGUAAUGCUCAGAUCGCAAGUCGUGAUCUGCACCAAUGUCCGUGCCAUUUUGUUCCCCUUGCUUUUUUUUAAUUUUAUUUUAAAGAAAAGAGCUGUUUGCGCCUCAUAUGGGGGACCACUUCUGUGCCCUACACUGUUCUCUUCUCCCAAUAUGGAAACAACCUCACACUAGCUACCAGCUACACACACAGUAGUUCUGUUGUUGUACUGCUUGCAUAAGAUGGACGGUGAGAGUUAUGGGUUCACAGCUCCCCUAGCCCCAUAGGAUUGAGCCAUCUCAUCAGGGUUGAGCCUCCCCCCUCAGGGUUUGUUUGUUCGGAUGUUCCCAAUUGAGCACAGUUUUCAGUUUCAUUGAGUAAAGUUUUCAUCAUGAA
This is a messenger RNA of Chara braunii, 1162 nucleotides long. Lineage: Eukaryota; Viridiplantae; Streptophyta; Charophyceae; Charales; Characeae. The record is from the annotation of a GenBank genome assembly.